Molecule: messenger RNA, 672 nt
Organism: Macrosiphum euphorbiae (potato aphid)
Lineage: Eukaryota; Metazoa; Arthropoda; Insecta; Hemiptera; Aphididae
Source: the annotation of a GenBank genome assembly
AUGAAAAAAGAUUCGCUAUACAAACCAGGAGAAAUAGAAUUUACUCAAAGUGAAGAUGUAAGUGUUUGUCGUUGGAAAGAUCGGGGUAAAAAGCCAGUUACAGUAAUAAGCAACAUGCACAAUGCUUCAUCUACUGAGAUAGUAAAUAGAAAAAAUAGUAAGGGCGAGAGGAUACCCAUAGAAUGUCCCAAAAGCAUAUCAGAUUACAAUAAAUUUAUGGGUGGAGUAGACCGGUUUGACCAAUACAUGGCUACUUACAGUGUUGCCCAAAAAUCUAGGCGGUGGUGGCUGAAAUUAUUUUAUUACAUGUUAGACACAUCAAUUGUAAAUUCAUAUUUGUUAUACAAGUCAAGUUGUGCGAAUUAUAGAAAAAAACCUAUAUCUGCUCUAGAAUUUAGAUCAACUCUCACUGAUCAACUUAUUGCAAAUUUUUCUUCCCGUUAUAGACCUACAAUUUCUCCUGGUGUUAAAAAUCCUAAACGUGCUCUUUCAAAUCCGUCUAACUAUAUAAUUCCUGGUCAACAUUUAGCAGUGAAAAUAGAUAAAUAUAGGCGCUGUAAAUUAUGUAGUAAAAAUAAAGAAAAGAGAUCCAGCAUUUUAUGUGAAACAUGUAAAAUAUGUUUGUGUAAGGAAUGUUAUGCACCAUACCAUAAAUUACCAAAUAACAUUUAG